CUCUUUCCCAAAAAAAUGAAGAUUCUUCUCUCUCCUCCCUCGAAUCUGGACCUAUAUGUAUAGGACCAAAACUUUCCUCACGCUCUCAGGAUUCUUCUCUGAUUCAAUAAUCAGAACCCUACCUCUCCCGCAUCAAUGGCGCUUCAAAAAUCAUUCACGAAGCGUCUCCUCGACGGUUUCAAAACAUUCACAGCCAUUUCCUCUCCCCCACCACCUCAAUAUUCCCCCACGGUUCCUCCGAAUGCUUCCAAAACAAACAUUCAAAGCCACUGCGCUACCCCGUCGGGAUCCCCGCUUGACAGCGGCUUUUUCCGGCGGUUUCUCCACAGGAGAGUCGUGUGUCAUCCCGGGCAGACAAGCACCCCUGAUUUUCUGUCACUUCCCAUGGGAGACGAUCUCAGAGAGAAGCUGAAAAGCAUCAGCGUUACCGGAGACUUUCGCGGCCUUAUCCGGCCUCCACGCAACGCCGAGACACCGUACGGAAUAUCUGUGAAGGAGGCGAAGAAGAUUCUGGGCGCAUCGCAGCUCGAGAAGGUCAAAGCCAGACUAAGGGAAAUCCCAAAGACAUCCAUUUCUUACUCUGAAUAUGUUGGGAUCUGCGUUCAGGGGUGUGAGAAUGAAGAUCAAGGCGCGGAGUUCGCCAAGAAGUUGGAUGAGUCCGGAAGCGUCAUCGUUUUGGGAAACGUGGUAUUUCUGCGACCCGAGCAGGUGGUGAAAGCGAUGGAGAGGCUGAUAUGUGAAACGAUAGCGCAUCCAGAUGACAGAAGAAGGAAGGAGCUGGAGGAGAUGGAGAAGCAGAAGGAGAAGAUUGACGAGGAAGCGAAGGCGAUGGUGUGGAGGGAGCUGUAUGUGGGACUGGGUCUGAUGAUGGCGCAGACGAUUGGGUUGAUGAGGCUAACGUUCUGGGAGCUAAGCUGGGAUGUGAUGGAGCCAAUAUGCUUCUUCUUGACGUCGCUGCACGUGGCUCUGGCCUACCUCUUCUUCCUCAGGACUUCCACAGAGCCCACCUUCCAGGGCUACUUUCGGCGCCGAUUUACUGUGAAGCAGCACAAGCUGAUGCGAUCUCACAAUUUUGACGUCCAUAAGUACAACCAACUCUGCAAGGCUUGCUAUCCAAUCAGCCAAUGACUCAGCCCAAGUCGCAGCCCAUGCUCGUCUUUCCCUUUACGAGGCGAAUGCUUGCUCUAGUUUCACGCGUCAACUCGGUACACUUUGUUGGGCUUUGUACAUAGUUCCCCUAAGGCCUUUUUUUUAAUGGGUCACUCACUUGCGCCUUCUCAGCAACAAUUCUCAAAAGUCAAAAGAGGAUACGUUGAGUCUAACAGAAU
Neltuma alba is the source of this 1328-nucleotide messenger RNA. Its product is annotated as calcium uniporter protein 4, mitochondrial. Gene Ontology annotation, biological process: mitochondrial calcium ion homeostasis; calcium import into the mitochondrion. Lineage: Eukaryota; Viridiplantae; Streptophyta; Magnoliopsida; Fabales; Fabaceae. The transcript has 2 exons. The coding region runs from base 136 to 1128 and encodes 330 amino acids. Gene Ontology annotation, molecular function: calcium channel activity; uniporter activity. The record is from RefSeq and is a predicted model, not a curated record. Gene Ontology annotation, cellular component: uniplex complex.